This is a messenger RNA of Galeopterus variegatus (Sunda flying lemur), 2797 nucleotides long. RefSeq names its product target of myb1 (chicken)-like 1 (gene TOM1L1). The coding region runs from base 8 to 1447 and encodes 479 amino acids. NCBI's taxonomy places the organism in Eukaryota, Metazoa, Chordata, Mammalia, Dermoptera, Cynocephalidae. The record is from RefSeq and is a predicted model, not a curated record. The transcript is spliced from 15 exons. Gene Ontology annotation, biological process: signal transduction. Gene Ontology annotation, molecular function: ubiquitin binding; phosphatidylinositol binding; clathrin binding. Gene Ontology annotation, cellular component: endosome; membrane.
GGUUACCAUGGCGUUUGGGAAGAGUCACCGGGAUCCCUACGCGACCUCCGUGGGUCACCUGAUAGAAAAGGCUACAUUUGCUGGAGUUCAGACUGAAGACUGGGGCCAGUUUAUGCACAUCUGUGACAUAAUUAACACUGCCAGGGAUGGGCCAAAAGAUGCAGUAAAAGCUUUGAAGAAAAGGAUAUCCAAAAACUACAAUCAUACGGAAAUUCAACUUACUUUGUCACUUAUUGACAUGUGCAUGCAGAACUGUGGUCCAAGUUUCCAGUCUCUGGUUGUGAAGAAGGAAUUUGUUAAAGAUAGUCUAGUUAAGUUGCUGAAUCCCAGAUACACCUUGCCAUUACACAUUCAGAAUAGAAUCUUGAAUUUCAUUAAGACGUGGUCGCAGGGUUUCCCAGGAGGUGUGGAUAUAAGUGAAGUGAAAGAAGUGUAUCUGGACCUGCUUAAGAAAGGUGUUCAGUUUCCUUCCUCAGAUGCAGAGGCAGAGGCUGAGACAGUAAGACAGGAGACUGCUCAGAUCUCAUCCAACCCACCAGCAUCAGUCCCUACUGCACCGGCUCUUCCUUCUGUAAUUGUUCCCAAGAACUCAACUAUUACAUUGGUCCCAGAACAGAUUGGAAAAUUGCACAGUGAGUUGGAUAUGGUGAAAAUGAAUGUGAAAGUGAUGUUCACCAUAUUGAUGGAGAAUGCUCCUGGGUCCGAAAACCAUGAAGACAUAGAGCUUCUGCAGAAACUUUAUAAGACAGGUCGGGAUAUGCAGGAGAGGAUCAUGGACCUGCUCGUGGUGGUGGAGAAUGAAGAUGUAACUGUUGAGCUACUUCAAGUGAAUGAGGAUUUGAAUAAUGCCAUCCUUGGAUAUGAGAGGUUUACUCGAAACCAUCAAAGGUAUUUGGAGGAAAAUAAGAACCAGAAGGAAGCCACCAGUACUACCAGUGAGCCUUCUGCCCCAUCUCAUGAUCUCCUCUACCUAAACCCCAGCCCCCCGAUGACUAGGGCAACUCUGGGAGAACAUAGCCCUAUGAAUGAUCAGCUUUCAGACUUAAAUUUCAACUCUUCAAAUCCUGAUGUAACAAACAACUCAAAACCCAGUCUUUAUCCACAGAUGGAUUUGCUAAACUUGGAAAAUACAGAGAUACCCAUGUUUGCCCAAAGGACCAGCCAAAACCUCGCCUCAGGUCAUACAUAUGAUAAUUUUCCGGAACAUUCAAAUCCUGUAUUACUACAGCCAGUUAGUCUGCAGACUGUUGCAGCAACACCAGCAAACCAGAGGCUUCCAUCUUUGCCCAGUAAUCAUCCAGCGAUGACAAAGAAUGAUCUCCAGUCACACAAUUACUACGAGGUAAUGGAGUUUGAUCCCUUAGCUCCUGCUGUCAUUGCAGAAGCUAUUUAUGAAGAAAUUGAUGUUCAUCACCACAAAGAAACUAAAAGUCAUAGUGACUGUUGAGGUAAUUCCACAUUCCAUAUAAUUUCAGUGUAAUUAUCACUUUCUGUAUUUAGUAUUUAUAUUUUGUUAGGGCCAUCUGAGUCUGACACUUUAGUGAGUGAAAUAUUAUUAUACCAGAUCCUCUGAGUCACUCAAAUUGUAAUGAACUGUUGUUCACUAAUGAAAUACAUUCUUUGUGAUCAUGUCAGCUGGAAAUAAUGAGGCUGGGGAAUACAGAAGUUGGUUUACAGAAUAGAAGUAUUACUGCCAACAAAAAUAUUUGAUCAAUACAAAUUUCUUAGCACCAAAAUCAGGCAUUUGUCUCUAAUGUGCAGUUAGUACUUGUUAACUGGUACCAGAAUUCAUUCAUUGUUAGUCCUCCAAAUAGGUCUGGGUUUUUCCUGUUUGCUGCACUAGUCAUCCCAUUUAUUCACUGAGUGCCUGGUUAUUAGUGACCUUUUAACCUUAUUUAUUCCCCUCACACCUCCUCCAUGGAAUAAGUAGUACAUCUCCACCUCUUCUCCACUAGACUGUGGCUCUCCAGCCUCUCAGUGGAGAGAGAUGAAGAAGAGUUAUUAAGAAAUGGGGAAAUAGAAGGAUAGGAUGGAAAUUGGCCAUUUUCUUCUCUUUGUUAUAGGUGAAAAUGGCUGAUCAGCUCGCUAGCUACAUUGGAGGUGCCAACUUUCUAAAGGGUAGACCCUGUCCAGCUUUGAGGCCUGGAAGACAAGACCUACCAACAGUCAAAGGCACAGUAGAACAUUUCUCCUCUGCUAUAAUUAAGUUUAAACAGAAGAGUAACAGUUCCAGGGUAAUAUUUAUGGUUCCUGAUAACAGCUCGAGAUUAUUUCAGUAGAACCUGGUUGUAACAAAUAUUCACUUCAGAAGAAAAAUUAUGUAGUUCUUGGGAUAGUGUCUUAUGUGUCCCAGGCCCUCCUACAUUUAGAAAAGAAAUCAUCACAGAGCUGUGAUAAGAGUAGGUUAAGAUUAUUUUACUGCAAAUUUCUGAAUAGAUGUAAACAUGAAAUGUGAGAAACUAAGUGUAUUAUUCAGGAAGAAUACUGAGUGCCUUCCUUUAAAGUUGAAUGUAAAAGUCAAUUUGCACUUCUUUAUAAAUACUGCUCUGGUUUAGAAUUAUGAAUUAUAAAAGCAUUGAUGAUUGAGUUUAAUUAUAUUUCAGAUGUCCUGAACAGGUCACUAGAUUCUGUAUCAGGUGGUCUUUAAAUAUGAUUCUUUAUAAUGCUCAAUGUUUUUUUCUUUCUUUGUACUGUAAUUUAACAUUUCUAUUUGAAACAGACUACUGGAAAACAUUGAAAAUAAAUUGUACAUUCAUUUAUAUACAUUUCAAUGACAAAUAAAUUACUAUUAAAAUAA